Molecule: messenger RNA, 1308 nt
Organism: Oppia nitens
Lineage: Eukaryota; Metazoa; Arthropoda; Arachnida; Sarcoptiformes; Oppiidae
Product: sodium-dependent glucose transporter 1-like
Exons: 3
Source: RefSeq, a predicted model, not a curated record
AAUAUUAGCAAAUUAAGUGAUGACCUGAUACCUGCAAAAAAGCUAAAACAAAAUUGGGAUAAAAUAAUGUAUACAAUAAUCAUGUGUUACAUACAAUUUGCAUUUGGCAUCACCUGUACGUCAGUUGGUCCGUGUCUUGUGGACCUCAAAAAUAUCUUUAAACAGAAGGACAUGCAGAUUGUCUUUCUUUAUAAUUCAAUCAAUUCAGUCGGUUAUAUCAUUGGCAGUCUUUUUGGAUCAGUCAAGCAAAUUAAUCGACAACUUAGGAUAAUCGUAUUGCUAACAGCAAUGGGCAUAGCAUUGAUAUUCAUACCGCGCGCCUCCCUCUACGUGCUGUUUGUGUGCGGGUUUAUCAUCGGUCUCGGUGGCGGUUCGUGGGACAGYACGUUCAACGUAUGGGUCAUCGAAAUGUGGAAAGACCGUAGCGGUCCGCUGUUGCAAUUGGCAUUGUUUGCAUUUGGCAUCGGCAGUGUUGUCGGGCCACUCAUCGACAAACCAUUCAUUAUUGGCGAUGUCAAUAGCGAUGACGACGACACCAAAAUCGAGACUAUCGACAGGUCAUCAUCAUUGGACAUACCGUUUGCUAUCAUAGGCAGUAUACAAUUGCUGGGCGCUAUAUUAAUGCUAAUCAUGUAUCUGAUUAAAAAAUAUGAGAAGCCUGAUGAGUACAGUGAAGGCAGUGAGUGUCAAAUUAAUGUGAAUGAGACCAAAGAUACCCGUAUUAAGAUAGACUCAUCAAACUCGCCAUUGAAAAGGAUUAUCGCAUUGAGUGCUCUGUGUUUUGCCUCAUUCACAGUCAUCGAGAACUGUUUCUUUCAAUUUAGUCCAACAUAUAAUCAAUACAUACCAUUGCAUUUAUGUGCCCCAAAAGCAGCCUUUAUCUUAUCAAUGAUGGCCACAUGUUUUACAUUAGGACGCUUUCUCUCAAUAUUCAUGGCUAUCAAAUUGAAACCCGAAACGAUGCUCACCUAUCACUACAUAUCAAUAUUAAUAGCAUUAAUCGUAUUAUUAUUCGCACAAAACUCGUUGAUUGCCAUAUAUGUCGGCAAUAUUUUAAUCGGUUUUGGAUUGUCGGCGAUGUGGGCACUAAUGUACUCGUUUAUGGAUCAGUAUAUAGUGAUAACUGAGCGAAUCAGUUCAAUAUUGAUAUUUGCCGUCGGCAUAUUGUCGGCCACAUCGCCACUACUACUCGGGCCGUACAUUCAGGACGAACCAAUAGUUUUAGUCUAUUUUAGUGCCGCUUGUAUUGCAAUUAGUGUAUUGUCUUAUAUUACUAUUUUAUAUCUCAUUUACAAUUCAUUGGACUUG